GAGAGCCCCUGCGAAGGCGAGGCCAAAGAGGAUGGGAAGGCGGCUCCCAAGAAAGCCAAGGUGCUGCAAGCACAGCAAUUCAAAGGGGACGUUGCAGAGGGCUCCGAGUACCUGUACAAAACCCACAUGUGCCCCGAGUGCAAGCGGUGCUUCAAGAAACGGGCACAUCUGGUGGAGCACCUUCACCUGCACUUCCCCGACCCCAGCCUGCAGUGCCCCAACUGCUACAAGUACUUCACCAGCAAAAGCAAGCUGAAAAUCCACAUGAUGCGGGAGACGGGCGAGAAGACCCACCGCUGCCCGCUCUGCCACUACAGCUCUGUGGAGAAGAACGCCCUCAACCGCCACAUGGCCAGCAUGCACGAGGACAUCUCCAACUUCUACUCUGACGUUUACUCCUGCCCUGUCUGCGGGGAGAAGUUUCAGCUCAGCCAGGCCCUCAAAGAGCACUUGAAGACUCACAAAGCCGAGCCCAAAAGGCUGAGCUGCUUCCAGGGGGGCUGUGACUACUGCGCGGAGGACCGGAAGGAGUUUGUCCGUCACCUCAAGGAUGUUCACGGCAUCAAAGCGGUGGAGUGCAAGUACUAUGCCUGCUCACUGCUCUUUGGUACGGCCGAGGCCAUGGAGGCCCACCGAAAAACCCACUACGCCUUCCACUGCCAGCAGUGCGACUUCAUCUGCUCCAACAAGCACGUGUUCCGCAAGCACAAGAAGCAGGGGCACCCAGGCAGCGAGCAGCUCCAGUGCAGCUUCUGCCCCUACGCCACCUUCAACCCCGUGGAGUUCCACGACCACGUGGGCAAGAUGCACGCCAACGAGAAGAUCCACAAGUGCACCGAGUGUGCCUUCGCCACCGCGCACAAGAGGGUGCUCAUCCGGCACAUGCUCUUGCACACCGGAGAGAAGCCUCACAAGUGCGAGCUCUGCGACUUCAUGUGCCGGGACGUCAGCUACCUGUCCAAGCACAUGCUGACCCACUCCAACGACAAGAACUUCAUGUGCACUGAGUGCGGGUACAUCACCAAGUGGAAGCACUACCUGAACGUCCACAUGCGCAAGCACACUGGAGAUCUCCGGUACCAGUGCAACCAGUGCUCCUACCGCUGCCACCGCGCCGACCAGCUGAGCAGCCACAAGCUGCGGCACCAGGGCAAAAGUCUGAUCUGCGAGGUGUGUGCCUUCGCUUGCAAGCGCAAGUACGAGCUGCAGAAGCACAUGCAGUCUAAGCACUCCCAGAACUACCAGGUGCCCAUCUUCCAGUGCCAGUACUGCACCUACCAGACGAAGUACAAGCAGGUGCUGCUGAAACACGAUCACGAGAACUGCAAGCACACCAAGCAGAAGGAGUUCCGCUGUGCCCUCUGCUCCUACUGCACCUUCAGCAACACCAGCCUCUUCUUCCACAAGCGUAAGGUUCAUGGCUAUGUCCCCGGUGACAAGGACUGGCUGGAAAACUAUGCCAGCAAGGAGCUGGAGAUCAGCUCGUCCGAGGCGCUCUUCGGUCACGAGCUUGGCGCAGCCCUGCGUGGGGAUGCCAGUUCCCCCCUCGCUGGUAAGGAGCAGUGGGCAAAGGUGAAGCCGUCCCAGGUGGAGUCCCAGGGAGAAGGGAGCUACCAGCAAGUGUUCGUGGUGCCCCUCCUUGGGCAGGAUGCCACGCCGAGCAGCGGCGAGGCAGAGGGAGGUGUGGGCGAGGGGGAGCAGAGCUCUCCCUCCGCUGGCGAGGCCCUGGGAGGUGACUGUGUGCAAGGAGAUGCUGCAGUAGGCUCGACUGAGCUCGCUGCUGCUGAGGACAUGGCAGAGAGCUGCACGUUGCACUUGGAGGUGCUGAACGUCUCCUCUGACCCUCUCCUGGAGCAUUUGACGGGAGAGUCCUGCACAGCACAGCCAGAGAGCGAGGAAGUGCUGUCCUGCAAGGAGCCUCCUGCGGCCUACGAGAUGCUGGGCUCCCAGGAGGACCUUGGCUUGGAGGACAAUGACCAUGCACUCGAAGACAUCCCAGACUUUGAGGAGGAGGCGGCAGACGCACAGGAGGACAAGGUGACGAGGCUGGAGGAUGGGGAAGCAUCAGGAGACAGCCAGGGAGGGAAUGCCCUAAGGCAUGCCACGGGCCUCCUCGAGGGGUCGUGCUCGGACCACCACGAGCCAGUGGCAGACGUUGAGGUGAGGGAGACCAGCCAAGCCGAGCUGCCGGAGGCCUGGCUCAGUGUGCCAAAGACAGCCGAGCAGAGACACCUGCCUGUCCUGGAGGAUGUGGCCACCUCUGGUGCCAACGCCAGAGGCGGCUCGGAGUCAGUGCUGAAGGCCCUGCGGAAGCAGGACAAGGAGCAGGCAGAGACGCUGGUGCUGGAGGGCAGGGUGCAGAUGCUGGUGGUGCAGUCCGAGAGCCAGAUCUUUAAGUGCGAGAAGUGCUCGUACGUCACGCGGAAGGAGAAGUCCAUGUCCCUGCACUCCAAGGCCAGCUGCCAGAGCCGCCGGGCCCCGCUUGUGUGCCGCGAGUGCGGCGCCAGCUUUAAACAGCAAAGGGGGCUCAACACUCACCUCCUCAAGAAGUGUCCCGUUCUCCUGAAGAAGAGCAAGAUCACCAAACCAGCCAGUCAGGAGCCAGAUGCGUUGUGCCACCCUGCUCACCAGGCCGGGGACAGCGUUCCGGAAGCGGCAGAGAGAGAGGAGGCAGGCUCAGAGGAGUCCGGGCAUGCCGAGAGCCCCUGGGAAGCUUCACUGCUGCCUGAGAAAACACAGCCAGCAGGCAGCCCUUUGGGUGGGGAACAGGCCUCGGGCUGUCCUGUCCCAGAGGAAUCCCUGCUGGGUGACAGCACGGAGGUGGCAGAAGAGCCACCCCAGCAAGGGAAUAGGGCUGAGCCAAGUGGAGCUGCUUGUCCCCCCCAGCCCGGGAAACCCUCAGAGAAGUACCGGCUGGAGGGAGGGAAGCUGCACUGCAAUGCCUGCUCCUUCGUGUGCUCCCGUGUCUCCACCAUCACUUCCCACGUGGAGGAUGGGUGCCGCAGCCUGGAGCAGUUCUGGUGCUCCCUGUGCCCCGAGGCCUUCCGCUCCCGGCGGGCCCUAAGGAGCCACUGCGCCAAGAAGCACAUCCUGCGUCCAGAGGAGGACGGACCCCAGAGCACCAAGAUCCCUGCAGAGGACCCGGCAGGCGUUGAGUCGGGCCGGCCCGGUGAGACACCCGACGCAGCCCCCCCCAAAACCACCCUGCCCAGGAGAAGGCGCUUUUCCUGCCCCACCUGCCCCUUCACCUGCCACCAGGAACGUGCCAUGAAGACGCACAAGAAGAGGGGCUGCGUGGCGCUGGGCGAGUUCCGCUGCGCCUCCUGCCCCUUCACCUCAAAGGCAGCCAAAGGCCUGCGGCUCCCCGGCGUGGGGCGCGUCGCCUGCGGCGUCUGCGGCCAGACCUUCGGCACCAACUCCAAGCUGCGCAUCCACCGCCUGCGGGUGCACGAGAAGACGCCCACCCACUUCUGCCCGCUCUGCGACUAUAGCAGCUACCUGCAGAACGACAUCACCCGCCACGUCAACAGCUGCCACCGCGGCGAGCUCAACUUUGGCUGCUCCCGCUGCGAGGCUCGCUUCAGCUCCGAGACGGCCCUCAAGCAGCACGUCCUGCGGCGCCACGAGGAGAAGGUGUCCUACGGUUGCCCGCGCUGCGGCUUCGUGUGCCACAGCGAGGCCACGCUCAAGUGCCACGUGCAGAAGCAGCACCCGCACCUGGAGUGCGGCACCUGCAAGGAGACCUUCCCCACCCGGGAGGCACUGGAGGAGCACAAGACGCAGCAUUUCAGCCACCGCUGCGAGCUCUGCCGCCACCAGCUCGUCUUCGACCAGCACGUGAAGGGCCACGGGGCCAUCCGCGUGUACAAGUGCUCGGACUGCGAGUACACCACCAAGAACAGGCAGAAGAUCACGUGGCACAUCCGCAUCCACACCGGCGAGAAGCCCUACAAGUGCCACCUCUGCAAAUACGCCUGCGCCGACCCCUCGCGUCUCAAGUACCACAUGCGGAUCCACAAGGAGGAGCGGAAAUACCUCUGCCCCGACUGCGGCUACAAGUGCAAGUGGGUGAACCAGCUCAAGUACCACAUGACGAAGCACACGGGCCUGAAGCCGUACCGCUGCGAUGAGUGCGAGUACCGCACCAACCGGCCCUACCUGCCCCACACCAACGAGAACCCCUUCUUCUGCCGCUACUGCCCUUACAAGGCCAAGCAGAAGUUCCAGGUCAUCAAACACAUCCAACGGCAUCACCCCGAGCGCGGGGCCGGCGACCCCAGCCAGGGGGUGGGCAAGGACCCCAGCGCGCCCACCGUCCACCUCCACGCCGUGCAGAGGGAGAGCCGGGCCGAGGGGCUCCCCGGGAUGGAGCAGGAAGGAGGGUGCCCCGCGGAGGAGAGCGUUGUGCCGUGA
Molecule: messenger RNA, 4413 nt
Organism: Eurypyga helias (sunbittern)
Lineage: Eukaryota; Metazoa; Chordata; Aves; Eurypygiformes; Eurypygidae
Gene: ZNF142
Product: zinc finger protein 142
Biological process (GO): regulation of gene expression
Cellular component (GO): nucleus
Source: RefSeq, a predicted model, not a curated record